AUGGCGUCGAGAACCAACAAGAUCCGGCCCAUUAGGAAGCCGAUAAUGAAUCGGGACCAGGGCGAGUUCGAGCCAUGCUGGGCACUCCUGCGCGACGCUAUGACCGAUAUUCACCUGCAGAACGCCGGCCGUCUGUCCUUCGAACAACUAUACCGAGCUUCAUACAAGAUUGUGCUUCGAAAGAAGGGCGCCCUGCUCUACGAGAGGGUCAGAGACUUUGAGCAGGAGUGGUUCCGAGACCACAUCAUGCCGAAUAUCGCCGCCCUGAUUACCAAGAACCUGAUCAACAUAUCGCUGCUUCAGCACCCGGGGUCGAGUUCACACGAGCGCAGGGAGAUGGGCGAGAAGUUUCUUCGCGGAAUACGAGACUCAUGGACGGAUCAUAACAGGUCUAUGAACAUGAUUGCGGACGUGCUCAUGUAUCUCGACCGUGUGUAUACGCUAGAGACGAAGCAGCCCUCUCUGUUUGCCGUUACAAUUGGUCUCUUCCGGGAUAAUGUCCUCCAGAGCCACAUUGGCACGGCCGCAGACGACAUUGAGCAAGACUUUGUCGUCUUUGACAUUCUCUGCGCUGUCAUAUUGGACCUGAUUAACAUGGAGCGCGACGGCGAUAUUAUCAACCGAAACCUAGUGCGCAAGAUCACCGCAAUGCUCGAGAGCUUAUACGAGACAGAUGACGAGAUCGAGAACCAGCGACUAUACCUGACCCUCUUCGAACCACGCUAUCUCGAGGCAAGCACAGAGUUUUACCGCAAAGAGUGUGAGAAGCUGGUCCAGGAAGCAAACUGCAGCACUUGGCUCCGCCAUGCCCAACGGCGACUAAACGAGGAGCGGGAGCGAUGUGGCACUACGGUAUCAAUUAUGACCACCGACAAAAUCGCGAGUGUUGUGGAGAAGGAGCUCAUCGAGGCAAAGCUCGAUGUGUUCCUGGCCAUGGAAGGGAGCGGCCUGAAGCCCAUGAUCGACAAUGAUCGCUUGGACGACCUUUCGAUCUUGUACCAACUCAUAUCCAGAGUGGACAGUACGAAAUCGGCGCUGAAGGUUAUUCUACAACGUAGAGUACGGGAGCUUGGGCAGGAGAUUGAAAAGGCGCUCAAGAAUACAGACUUUUCCGUCGCUGGCGCAGCUGCUGGGGAUGGUGAGGAUGCUGGAGAAGCGGCAGAGAAGGCCAAAGCUCAGACCUUGAAUCCGGCUCAGCAGCAGACCGCAGCCGCUAUCAAGUGGGUUGAUGACGUCUUGCAGCUUAAGGACAAGUUCGACCGAAUACUGUCCGAUUGCUUCUGCGAUGAUCUCCUGCUACAAUCCGCGAUUACACGAAGCUUCUCUGACUUCAUCAACUCUUUCAACCGCAGUUCGGAAUAUGUGUCACUAUUUAUUGACGACAAUUUGAAACGCGGCAUCAAGACAAAGACGGAAGCGGAAGUAGACGCUGUCUUGGACAAGGCCAUUGUCCUUCUCAGGUAUCUUUCGGAUCGAGACAUGUUCGAAAGGUAUUACCAGAAACAUCUGGCCAAGCGGCUACUGCAUGGGAAGUCCGAGAUCCAUACCGAGAAGGAGAUGGUAUCCCGUAUGAAGUCGGAAAUGGGCAACCAUUUCACAUCCAAGUUUGAAGGAAUGUUCAAGGACAUGGAGUUGUCCAAAGACCUCACCGACAACUACCGUGAUCAUAUCGCCAGUUUAGGCGAUGCCGACCAUAAGAAGGUCGACCUCAACAUCAACGUCCUGACCACCAACAACUGGCCACCCGAGGUAAUGGGUGGUGGAACGUCGAAGGGGGAAGGGGCGAAAACGGAUUGCUUCUAUCCACCCGAAAUCAAGCGGCUCCAGGAGAGUUUCUACAAGUACUACCUCAAGGACAGGAGCGGCCGUGUUCUUACGUGGGUCAGCUCGGCGGGCAAUGCGGACAUCAAGUGUGUGUUCCCCAAGGUUCCGGGCAAGGAGACCGGACCCUUGAGCAAGGAAAGGCGAUAUGAGCUGAACGUCUCGACAUAUGGCAUGAUUGUGCUCAUGCUAUUCAACGAUCUCGAGGACGGCGAAAGUUUGAGCUUCGACGAGAUCCAAGCCAAGACGAACAUUCCGGCACCAGAGCUUAUGCGAACACUGGCUUCGCUUUCGAGUGUUCCCAAGUGCAGGGUACUGCUCAAGGAACCGGCCACAAAAAAUGUGAAGAAUACCGACAAGUUCUCUUACAACGCACAGUUUGUGAGCAAGGCUAUCAGAAUCAAGGCUCCCGUCAUAAGCAGCAUUUCCAAGGUCGAAGGGGACGAGGAGCGAAAGGAGACGGAAAGGAAGAACGACCAGACACGUGCUCAUGUUAUUGAUGCGGCGGUUGUCAGAAUCAUGAAGCAACGCAAGCUACUCGCCCACACAAAGCUCGUAAACGAGGUCAUCUCGCAACUCAUGGGCCGCUUCAAGCCUGACGUACCGCUAAUCAAGAAACGAAUCGAGGAUCUCCUCGCCAGAGAGUACCUGGAGCGGGUGGAGGGUGACUCGUCAACCUACCGAUACUUGGCUUAG
Messenger RNA from Neurospora tetraspora, 2517 nucleotides. Its product is annotated as Cullin. Gene Ontology annotation, molecular function: ubiquitin protein ligase binding. Gene Ontology annotation, cellular component: Cul3-RING ubiquitin ligase complex. The coding region runs from base 1 to 2517 and encodes 838 amino acids. NCBI's taxonomy places the organism in Eukaryota, Fungi, Ascomycota, Sordariomycetes, Sordariales, Sordariaceae. The transcript is spliced from 3 exons. Gene Ontology annotation, biological process: ubiquitin-dependent protein catabolic process; protein ubiquitination. The record is from RefSeq and is a predicted model, not a curated record.